AUGGUCUACUGCGGUAAGCCCAGCAAAGCGUGCUCGGAGUGUCGAAUCAAGAGGAGAAAGUGCGACUUGUCAAGACCAGCUUGUCGUCAAUGCCGCAGGGCCGGUUCCAGGUGUGACGGAUAUCGAGUGGAGGAGUCUGUUACCUUUCGAGAUCAAACUACUGAGACUCUGGGAAAGCUAUCAUUCGUUUCUAAUGCGAGUUUACCCAAUAGCAACCAGGAUGCCUUGAUAAGACCUAAACUAUACCAACAGACCACAGUCCACCCAUCCCAAGAUCAGCCCAGCCAUUACCCUUGGCUCAGACUUGCAGCUACGCUGGAAGACCAAGCUCUAAAUUUCUUCUUUCAUCACUAUGUCGUACCUGAGUCUGGCCGGUCCCCUACUCAUCCCGACUGUCAUGGCAUCAUUUACAAACGUGCAACAGAACCUGGAUACUUGGCUAACCUCAUCAAUGCUAUCGGACUGGCUGGUCUAGCGUACUCAAAGAACGCGCCCACACUUGUUAAUUCGGCCAGACAAGCAUUUUCUAGUGCGCUUCACGGUAUAUGUGCGGCGCUCGUGGACCAUAUUGAAGCAGCAUCCGAUCAGAUGUUGGUAGCUGUAAUGCUUCUUGCGUUAUUCGAAACUGUUACUCUUCAUCCUACUGCAGACUUGAGUCCGUGGAGUCGACAUGCAGAUGGUGCUUUGGCAUUGAUACAGGUCCGAGGAGCAGGCCAGCUACGCAACAGGAUCGGCCGGAGCAUCUUUCUCCACCUACGCACCGAAAUACUUAUUGAUUGUCUCCAGCGCGGGCUACCGGUACCAAAAGCCCUCAUGGACUUUAUGGCUGAGGCUCGCAGGAAUGAAACGGAACAAGCGCCUGCUGCUCUGCUAGCACACAUUCUUGUCAACAUUUGCUCUGCUAUACCCUUGACUGAGGAAUACGUCACGGACGAAAGGACUCUGUCUUCCCGUGUUUCAAGACUAUUGUCUAUCGAUGCAGAUCUCAAGGACUGGGCCCAAAUGCUCCCAGCUGAGUAUGAGUACGAGACCCGAACCAAACCAAGCGAUCUUGGUGGAGCAGAAGUGUUUAUGGGACGCCAUGAUGUAUAUUGUAGCGCUGAAAUCGCCAACGUAUGGAACCUACAGCGCUGUGCGCGAAUUGUUCUCCACCAGGCAAUCGUUGAAGCAAUAUCGAAUUGCUUGCCCAUCUCUUUUUCGCUGUUGAUCCUAUCGUCUUUUACAGACCAGCUCUCCAGUUCAGAAACUACCAUACAUGAGAGUUCUAAAGACAUAUGCUGCAGCGUCCCAUAUAUCUUGCAUAGUGUUGACGAGACGGGCAAGUCGCGUGACCUGCGGGCGGCUCAUGCCGUGCAUCUACUGUGGCCACUUUAUGUCGCAGGAACAACACAUACAGCUACCGAUACUCUACGGGAUUGUGUCAUAGCAGCGAUGGAAAAUAUUAAGGAGGUCACUGGAAUUCAAAAGGCAAAGCGCAUAGCGUUGACUUUACAGCGGCGAUGCUUCGAGAUGGCAGUAUCUACUGGUGGAUAUUUAGAUGCUUAG
This is a messenger RNA of Fusarium verticillioides 7600, 1545 nucleotides long. RefSeq lists its product as hypothetical. The record is from RefSeq and is a predicted model, not a curated record. Gene Ontology annotation, biological process: regulation of DNA-templated transcription. The transcript has 4 exons. The coding region runs from base 1 to 1545 and encodes 514 amino acids. Gene Ontology annotation, molecular function: DNA-binding transcription factor activity, RNA polymerase II-specific; zinc ion binding. NCBI's taxonomy places the organism in Eukaryota, Fungi, Ascomycota, Sordariomycetes, Hypocreales, Nectriaceae.